Oryza brachyantha (malo sina) is the source of this 2560-nucleotide messenger RNA. RefSeq names its product probable anion transporter 4, chloroplastic. NCBI's taxonomy places the organism in Eukaryota, Viridiplantae, Streptophyta, Magnoliopsida, Poales, Poaceae. Bases 304 to 2106 code for a protein of 600 amino acids. Gene Ontology annotation, biological process: transmembrane transport. Gene Ontology annotation, molecular function: transmembrane transporter activity. The transcript is spliced from 11 exons. The record is from RefSeq and is a predicted model, not a curated record.
GCUUUGGCAACAGAAACAGCCAAGCAAGUAAAAAAGGCAGAGAGAGAAAGAGAGGCUACACUACACUACACUAGAGUUGCUGCCGUUUGCUUAUCCACACCACACGUCCUCCUCUCCUCUCCUCUCGUCUCGUCUUCUCUCCUCUUCUGCCCCCAAUCUCCUCCUCCUCCUCCAUCCUUUGCGAAUUGAGAUGGCAGACCUCACUGCGUAAGCAAGAUCCUUCCUAUCUACUGUAUCCUAUGCAGCAUAGGGGCAGCAGUGGGUGAGGAGGAAGGAGAUCGAUCCCUUGUGCUUCUUCUCGCCAUGGCUAUGGGAGCCGUGCUCUCCAGCAGGACCUUCGCCUCUCCUCCCUCCUCGGCCUCAGCCUCAGCCUCAGGAAAGCAGCAUGAGAUGAAAUACCGUACAUCACCACAAAACAAGCGUACCUGUUCCUCAGCUCCCGGAGAUAAAUUUAGCCGACUCAUUGCUCGGAUCACCCUUUUCCAAGUCCGUAAUAUUUCCAAGAGCUCUGCACUGGAAAGAUUGCAACUUUCUGGUCAAUUCCACCAGCCUGUGCUUGACCCUUCUAGAGAUUACUUGACCAGGAGGUUUUACAAUGCAAGCCUCAAGAGGCGGCGGGUUGAGUGCUUUGUGUCUUCAGACCCAAUAAACACUGGCUGGCUAAAACCAAGGAGGUGGGAAAACUUCACUAGUUUGGAGACUGCUUGUGCCCAUCCAGAGUACAAAAUACCAGGAAGAACACGCGCUGACUGUAAAGCAGAGCAAUAUGAGAUAACAGGAUCACCAUUGAGCCCUUCUGAUGCCCCCGCUGAGGCAGUUCUUAUUGGAGAUACAAACGAGAUUUCUCCCUGGUGGCAGCAGUUCCCAAAGCGCUGGACUGUCGUUCUCUUGUGCUUCUUUGCGUUCCUUCUUUGCAACAUGGACCGUGUUAAUAUGAGUAUCGCGAUCCUUCCAAUGUCAUCAGAAUUCGGAUGGAGUCCAGCAACUGUAGGCCUAAUACAGUCAUCGUUCUUUUGGGGUUAUCUUCUUACGCAGAUCCUUGGAGGUAUAUGGGCCGACAGGUUUGGUGGUAAGAUAGUGCUAGGAUUUGGGGUUGUAUGGUGGUCAAUUGCAACAAUUCUUACACCCAUUGCUGCAAAGAUUGGGCUUCCAUGCCUACUUGUCAUGCGGGCUUUCAUGGGGAUAGGAGAGGGCGUUGCCAUGCCAGCCAUGAACAACAUACUCUCCAAAUGGGUCCCAGUUUCAGAGAGAAGCAGAUCUCUUGCAUUAGUGUACAGUGGAAUGUACCUUGGCUCAGUGACUGGCCUAGCCUUUUCACCUCUCUUGAUCAGCAGAUUCGGUUGGCCUUCUGUUUUUUAUGCAUUCGGGUCCCUUGGAAGCAUCUGGUUUGCACUUUGGCAAAGAAAGGCACACAGCUCCCCGAGUGAAGAUCCAGAACUAACUAAAGCCGAAAAGAGGUAUAUUUUAGGUGGCAGCACCUUGAGAGAGCCUGUCACCUCCAUACCAUGGAAGCUGAUUCUAUCAAAGCCUCCAGUUUGGGCUCUUAUAAUAUCACAUUUUUGCCACAAUUGGGGAACCUUCAUUCUUCUGACAUGGAUGCCUACAUACUACAACCAGGUUCUUAAGUUCAAUCUUACUGAAUCUGGGCUUUUAUGUGUCUUGCCGUGGUUGACAAUGGCUGUAUUUGCUAAUAUUGGUGGCUGGAUUGCUGACACUCUUGUUGAGAGGGGGUUUUCCAUAACGAAUGUUCGUAAGAUCAUGCAAUCGAUUGGUUUCCUUGGACCAGCCAUAUUCUUGACACUGCUGAGCAAAGUCCAAACCCCAGCCAUGGCUGUAUUGUGUAUGGCAUGCAGUCAGGGGAGUGAUGCUUUUUCACAGUCUGGGCUGUAUUCAAAUCACCAAGACAUAGGGCCACGUUACGCAGGGGUACUUCUUGGGAUGUCAAACACUGCUGGCGUGCUUGCAGGAGUUUUUGGUACUGCUGCCACUGGCUACAUUCUUCAGAAAGGUUCUUGGGAUAGUGUGUUUAAGGUGGCUGUCGUGCUGUACAUAGUAGGGACAGUGGUGUGGAACGUGUUUUCAACUGGCGAGAAAGUUAUUGAAUGAGCUGUAGAUGCUCUUAUACGCUGCUAUACCAAAAAUAUAGCUGAUUUUGCUGAUGUUUUAAUUGUGGUACGAGAAGAAAGCCUCUCUUUUAGACAGGGAGAUAAAGCUGAUCGAAACCUUCCAUUUUAGCAAGAGAAAUAUAACUGCAUUUGGCGAUUGGGUCACUGAAGGAAUGAAGAGCAAACUGAAGCAUUGCAACGGAUUGGUCUGUGAACUGAAACUUGGAGCCAUUGAAUUACCUUAUGCUGAACGCAGCUGCACCAAGGAAGCGUCAGUCUUUGCAGCAAGCUUUGUUUCUGAACCAGCUCCUGCCCAACUUCAUCGCCUUCUUUUGUUUUGAAAUAUUGAUUAGUGAACAAGCUAGCUUGCUCCCGGAAGGAGCUAGAGCUACUACCAAACUCUCGUGUAUUAUGAGAGCAUUUUGGGAGAUUAUGCCGUUUUUUUGUUAGUAAUA